CAGCACCGCCACCACCAUCAGCAGCAGCAGCAUAAGUAUAUUCCCCCACUCAAACUGCCAACGGACGAACCAACCAACCAACCAGCAAAAGACGCAUUAUCUUAUCUGACCAUCCAUCAUCCAGGAAGCAACCAUCCGCAAGUCUCCUGCUUCCCCGAGAUUCAAGACCCGACCCCAUCCUGUCCCAUUCAAUACUUGUUUAUUCAUGCAAGGGUCCCAGACUCCUAUGAAUCCACCUCCCAGCUGCCCUUCCGCCGUUACUGCUUCCCUGUUGUUGCCCCCAAUCCCAAUUCCAAACCCCAACCCUAACCCUAACCCUGCACCUCCAUUUCCCUAUAAUACAUACAUUUUUCCUUGGGUAUGAUUCUUCUACCUUGUUUAAUCAUACCAACUUUCCGGACAUUUAAAAUUUGUGAAGCUCUUGGCUUUUUAUACAGUACAAUGCUUUUCCUCUCCAUAAUUCUUGAUAUUUUGUUGAUCAAUGGCUGAAGGGCCCAUCAUAGGUGAUGAAGAGGAAGAGGGUAGUUUUGAUCAACAAGAUCUUGGACUGGAUUUGAACCUUAGUUACAGUGGCUGGCCGACCACCACCCUUGACAUAUCUUCUUCCCCAAGAAGGAUUAGGAUGUCGGAGAAUGGUGCUAGAAUCUACCCAUCUGAUUGUGCUAGCACUGAAGGUUUGUCCAACGAAGGACCUCAGGAUGCAGAUUAUUCCGUUUCAUCUCUUAGCUACGAGCUAGAGAGCCUAAUUUUCGCGAGAUUCCCAAGAUCCGAGAAUUGGAAGUUAUGCUUGGUGAACAAGAGGUGCCUGUCACUUUUAAAAAGCGGGGAGCUUUACAGUAUCAGGCGGGGCAUAGGAUUCACAGAGCCGUCUGUUUUCAUGUCUGGAGCUGGCCAAAGUAGUUGGUGGGCAUUUGAUGGUGAAUUCCAAUCCUGUAGGAAGCUUCCCCUUCUCCCUUCCGAUCUUUGUUUUGCUAAUGGAGACAAAGAAUCACUGAGUGCUGGCACUCAUCUGCUUGUUUCUGGCAAAGAAAUUGAAGGUCUUGUAAUUUGGAGGUAUGAACUUGUGAAGAACAAAUGGUACAGAGGCCCGUCAAUGAUCACCCCGAGAUGCCUGUUUGCAUCAGCAACGGGGGGCAGCUGUGCCUAUGUGGCCGGCGGGAUGGCGUCGGGGCUGGCGGGCGGAGUCUUUAACACUGCUGAAAAGUAUAACCCCGACAACAGAUCAUGGGUGCCGCUUCCCCGGAUGAUAAAGAGGAGGUAUCUUUGCGCGGGAUGCUACAUGGACGAUAAGUUUUAUGCAAUCGGGGGGAGGAACGAGGAUGGGGAACUGACUUGUGGUGAGUUCUUUGACGAGAGGGAGAACAGAUGGGAACUGAUACCAGACAUUCUGAAAGAUGAUCCAGUGAGGUCGUCCCAGUCACCACCCCUCCUGGCUGUGGUGAACAAUGAGCUGUACUCGCUGGAGGCGUCUUCGAACCAGCUGAAGGUGUACUUGAAGAAGACCAACACGUGGAAGCAGUUGGGGGCAGCACCAGUGAGGGCCGACAGCCACCGGGGCUGGGGGGUUGCGUUCAAGUCGUUGGGGAAACAGCUCCUAGUCAUAGGAGCAUCUGCUGCUGCUGCUGCUGCGGACCACAUGUCCAUAUACACCAGCUGCCCUGAUCCAAACUCGACUGAACUGCAGUGGAGACAGCUUGACAGUGCUGGGAAUUGCCUAAGCCACUUCAUCUUAAACUGUUGUGUUAUGGUGGCAUAGAUAUAGGUCUAUGUCCAUUUUACCCAUUAGCCAGCCAUCUAUGUUAUGUAAUAUAAUGUGAUGUUUCUUCUGUUAGCUGCCUGCCUGCCAUGGAGAUGGAGCGGGACGUAUUUAUAAUUUAUGGUUGUUUCUUCA
Molecule: messenger RNA, 1891 nt
Organism: Andrographis paniculata
Lineage: Eukaryota; Viridiplantae; Streptophyta; Magnoliopsida; Lamiales; Acanthaceae
Product: F-box/kelch-repeat protein At3g27150-like
Exons: 2
Coding region: 482-1756 (424 amino acids)
Cellular component (GO): cytosol
Molecular function (GO): protein binding
Source: RefSeq, a predicted model, not a curated record